Rosa chinensis is the source of this 596-nucleotide messenger RNA. Its product is annotated as cysteine proteinase inhibitor 1. The transcript has a single exon. Bases 17 to 409 code for a protein of 130 amino acids. Lineage: Eukaryota; Viridiplantae; Streptophyta; Magnoliopsida; Rosales; Rosaceae. The record is from RefSeq and is a predicted model, not a curated record. Gene Ontology annotation, molecular function: cysteine-type endopeptidase inhibitor activity.
CAAAAAACACGAAACCAUGACGAAACGUGUUUUCUCCCUCGACCUCUUUACUUUCCUCCUUCUCGCCGGCCUCUUUGCUCACCUGAGUCACCUCCUGCUCGCCGACCCCGAUGACAAUCCUAACUACGGCGCUUAUCACCCCAUUCAGGACAUCCACGACCCCCAUGUGAUAGAGAUCGCGGAGUUUGCUGUCUCCGAGCUCAACAAGGAACUACGGAAGAAGCUGGUGUUUCAGAGCGUGGUUCGAGGUGAGAGUCAGGUUGUAGCGGGACAAAAUUAUAAGCUUGUCGUCGCGGUCAAGGAUGAGUCCUCCUACCCCACGUCCACUGUGAAUUAUGAGUGUGUUGUCUGGGAGAAGGUUUGGCUAAAGUUUAGGAAAUUGACCUCCUUUCAUGAGGUUAAAACCUAAAACUGGGUGACAUAUUUCACAAUUAAUUGGUAGUGGGGGUGUUAAUUUCUUUUGCUAUGAUGUUAUCCGUUUUAGCUGUAAUAAAGAAAUUGAGCCCGUUUUUUUUUUUUUAAAAAAAAAAAAAGGAAAUUGAGCCUGGAACAAUCCUGAUGCAUAUGUUAUAUAUAAUUGACGGUUAGUUUUGUCU